AUGUCCUUCGUGGAGCUGCUGGCCCGCCUGGGGGGCAUGGGCCGUUUCCAGGUGACCUACGUGGCCGCGCUGGCCAUUCCCCUGCUCAUGCUGGCCAGCCACAACCUCCUGCAGAACUUCACGGCCGGUGUCCCCGAGCACCACUGCCGGCCCCGGCCCGUGGCCAACGCCAGCACGGCCACCGUGCCCUUGGCCGUGUCCAUCCCCUGGGAGGGGCAGCUCCGGCCCCAGCGCUGCCGGCGCUUCCUGGAGCCCCAGUGGCACCUCCUGGCCACCAACGGCUCGGCCAACGGCACGGCCGGCGAGGCGGCCACCGAGCCGUGCCACGACGGCUGGACCUACCUGGAUGGCAUCUUCAGGGACACCAUCGUCACCGAGUGGGACCUGGUGUGUGACUCGCAGAAGCUGAGGCAGGUGGCCCAGUCCAUCUACAUGGCCGGGAUCCUGCUGGGCUCCAGCCUCUUCGGGGUCCUGUCCGACAAGUUCGGGCGCCGGGCCCUGCUCACCUGGUGUUACCUGCAGCUGGGGGCGAUGGGGGUGGGCACGGCCGCCGCCCCCUCGCUCCUGGUUUACUGCGUGUGCCGCUUCCUGACCGGGCUGGCCAUGGCCGGGGUGUCCCUCAACUCCGCCUCGCUCUGCAUGGAGUGGAUCCCGACCGAGGCCCGGGCCGUGGUGGGCACCAUCAAUGGCUACUGCUACACCCUGGGCCAGUUCGUGCUGGCGGCCGCGGCCUUCGGGCUCCCGCACUGGCGGCAGCUGCAGCUCGCCGUGUCCCUGCCCUUCUUCGUCUUCUUCUUCUACUCCUGGCUGUACGUGGAGUCCGCGCGCUGGCAGGUGACCUCGGGCAGACCCGACCUGGCCCUGCGGGGGCUCCGCAAAGUCGCGCGGGUCAACGGCAGGAAGGAGGAGGGGGACAAACUCAGUGAGGAGGUGCUGCGGGCUCUGGUGCGCCGGGAGCCGCCGCUGCCGGGCGGGGCCGUGGCCGCGCUCGUCCGGACCCCCGGCAUGAGGACGGUGUCGUGCGGGGUCUCCUUCGUCUGGUUCUCCACCAGCUUCGCCUAUUAUGGGCUGGCCAUGGACCUGCAGGGCUUUGGGUUCAACGUUUACCUGAGCCAGCUGGUGUUUGGGGCCGUGGACAUCCCAGCCAAGCUCCUGUCCGUGCUCGUCAUCUCCUGCCUGGGCCGGCGCGUGGCCCAGGGCGGGUCCCUGGCACUCGCCGGGCUCUGCAUCCUCGCCAACAUCUUCGUGCCCAGCGAGCUGCCGGCGCUGCGCAUGGCCUUCGCCGUCAUCGGCAAGGGCGCCUUGGCCGCCUCCUUCAACUGCGCCUACAUCUUCUCUGGGGAGCUCUUCCCCACCGUCAUCAGGCAGACGGGGAUGGGCCUGGGGGGCACCAUGGCCCGCGUGGGGGGGAUGGUUGCCCCCCUGGUCCGGCUCACGGCCGAAGUGACCCCGGUGCUGCCGCUCGUCAUCUACGGCGCCGCCCCGAUCGUCUCGGCCAUCGCCACGGCCUUCCUGCCCGAGACCCGCAACGCCGCGCUACCCGAGACCGUCCAGGACGUCGAGCGGCGGAGGAGGAGGAGGAGGAGGAGGAAG
Sturnus vulgaris (Common starling) is the source of this 1593-nucleotide messenger RNA. The record is from RefSeq and is a predicted model, not a curated record. NCBI's taxonomy places the organism in Eukaryota, Metazoa, Chordata, Aves, Passeriformes, Sturnidae.